UAGUAUUUGGUUAUAUUUUGGUAAAAAUCAGUACUACUGUAUUACACUGUAUAAUAUGUGAUUAUCAUCAAGGUAUGGCUGUAUCAAUAUUUCUAUCAAUAUUUUCGACUACUUAGGCACUCGUGAUACUUGUUUAUAAAAAUAUACUUUAAAUUACCAUACAGAUAUGCAUUAAGCCAGUUAGUGCUACUGCUUCGUUAUUAGUCAUUAUGUCUCAAAAUGAGAACAUACAAAAUAGCAUUUCUUCAAAAAAGGCAACCAAAUUGAGAAAUGAAAAAAGAGGAGCUCUCGCUGCUAUAUUAUUGUCAGGAGUGAUUAUCGCUGUAUUCGUGGUGUAUUAUUUAAUAUUAGGAGAGGAAUCGCGGAAAAAAAAUUCUUUACAGCUCAUUAUAGCAAUUUUUAGACAAGGAGACAGAAGUCCGUUGAAAUGGGAAACUUAUCCUAAUGACAUGUAUGCGCCUACGAGCGAAGGGACAUGGCCAGAUGGCCUCGGGCAGUUGACCAAUGCAGGAAAAUUAAAAUCGUAUGAAUUUGGAAGACGAUUUCGAAAGCGAUACACGAAAUUUCUACCAGUCACCUACAACAGUAGCUUUGUUUUGGUACAGAGUACAGAAACUGAUCGAACACAAAUGACGGCGUCAGCAUUUUUAGCAGGAGCUUUUCCGCCUAGUGGCAAACAAAAUUGGAACAACGAUUUACCAUGGAUACCUAUACCAAUCCAUUCGAUAUCUCCAAAUCAAGACAACAUGCUUAGAGUUACAAAGUCCUGCCCUGCUUAUGAUGUAGAAUUUGAAAAAGCAAAAAAUGAAACUGAAAAACAAAUGUUAGUUAAAUAUGAAACUUUUUUCAACUAUGUAUCUAAUCACACUGGUUUAGAAAUAAAACAUCUUUCAGACGUUGAAAAUAUAUUCAAUUCAUUAACUAUUCAGCAAAGAAAUCAUCUGACUUUGCCAUCAUGGGUAAAAGUAAAAAAUUACAUGGGUCUUAUGGAAAAUAUUGUUUUAGAAUGGUUAAUUACUUAUUCGAAAACGGAUUUCAUGAAAAAAUUAAGGUCCGGAAAACUCAUUGGAGAAAUAGUUAGAGCGAUGAGAGACAAAAUGGAUGGAAGAUUAAACCCUGACAGAAAAAUGUUUGCUUACUUUAGUCAUGAGCAGACGUUAAUUGAUUUUUUACAUACAUUGGGAAUGAAAAAUCUUUUUAAACCUAGCUACGGAGCAGCAGCUUUCGUUGAACUACACAAAAUCAAAGAAGAAUUCUACGUUAAAAUUAUGUACACAAAAACCUACGACACACCAGAUAUUCUAUCUCUAGAAAUGGAAGGCCAAACUAAUUUUUUACCAACCUUAGAAGAUUUCAUAAUAUCAACUGAAAAUUAUGUACCAAAAAACUGGGAAAAAGAAUGCCAGCUUAAGUAAUCUUCAACUAUAAUACCAAUAUAAAUAUAAACAUUAAGUUCAUUGUAUAUUGUACGUACACUAAUAAUUGUAAAUCGAUUAUAAUUAAUAAUCUUUAGUCGCUAUUUCACCUACUUCAAAUUACAAUUUACAAUUACGUAUUUUUGUAUAAGCAUAGGUAAUCAUUGACAAUUGAAAUAGCUGGUAUUAGUGAUGGUAUUACAAUAUUAGCUAUUAUAUAUUAAUUUAUAUAGCUAUACAUUAAAUGGAUAACAGAGUAAAUCCAUGAUAGUAUGUUUCACAAAUUACCAAUCAACAAGAACGAUUUCUGAAAAUCUUCAAAUAUAAAAGUGUACAUAUUUUGUAGGUACCUGCCUACGUUUUAAUGAGAAUACCUACUAAUUUGUCAAUGUGUUGCAAAAAUGUAUUACCUGUAAAAA
This is a messenger RNA of Myzus persicae (green peach aphid), 1834 nucleotides long. Its product is annotated as lysosomal acid phosphatase-like. The coding region runs from base 210 to 1415 and encodes 401 amino acids. NCBI's taxonomy places the organism in Eukaryota, Metazoa, Arthropoda, Insecta, Hemiptera, Aphididae. The record is from RefSeq and is a predicted model, not a curated record. Gene Ontology annotation, biological process: dephosphorylation. The transcript has 7 exons. Gene Ontology annotation, molecular function: phosphatase activity.